Hyaloscypha bicolor E is the source of this 2938-nucleotide messenger RNA. Its product is annotated as HET-domain-containing protein. Bases 1 to 2784 code for a protein of 927 amino acids. NCBI's taxonomy places the organism in Eukaryota, Fungi, Ascomycota, Leotiomycetes, Helotiales, Hyaloscyphaceae. The record is from RefSeq and is a predicted model, not a curated record. The transcript has 3 exons.
AUGACUGAAGAAGCUUCGCACGAUGCUCGCAAUCUGCCACAAGAAAUUCGUUCAAAACUACUUCGGUUCGAUGGCGACCAUGCCAUUCACGAGUUCAAAUACGAUGAUCUGCCAGCGGAUAAGAAACAGAUCCGGCUCCUUCGCCUAUUACCAGGGGUUCUUGACAAUCCCCAAAUCGACUGCGAGAUGUUCGAAGCCGAAUUCAUUCAAUUCAAAGAGAAGCAUAAGCUGGUGAAGGUCACCAAGAAAGACACCCGAGAGAUUAUCCAUUACGAAGCAUUAUCAUGGCGAUGGGGCGAUGAGACCGCUGGCCCCUAUGCUGUUAUGAUAUUAAAAAAUGGCGCACUUUACAAGAAAAAAGUGUCAGAAACACUCGGUCUGGCGCUGAAAUAUCUACGCUAUGAGAGAAGAGAACGCAUUAUCUGGAUUGACGCACUCUGUAUCAACCAGAAUGACCACGAAGAGCGCAGCUCCCAGGUUUCGAUGAUGUCUUUGCUUUAUAGCGGUGCUGAUCAAGUCUGCGUGUGGAUUGGAAACGACGAUGAAGAAAGCAAGACAGCGAUCGAAUUCAUCACAAACGAAAUCAACGAGCUUAAAAAUUUCGAUAGGCUCUGCACCGACAAACAACAUGCUACAAAAUGGCGGGCACUUCUUGGGUUAAUGCAGCGCGCUUGGUUCUCUCGCCGGUGGGUUGUGCAGGAGAUCGCACUUGCGCCGAAGGCAACUGUGUACUGUGGACCAGACCGGAUACCGUGGCGAGAGCUGGCAAUUGCAGUCGAACUCUUUGUCGAAGUUGAAACUGCUACGCACAGGCUUUCGGAACUCAUGAAGAAGGACGACAAGUUGGGACUAAUCCCAAAUUGGUUUGAGCAUAUAUCCGAACUGGGAGCCAGUCUCCUCGUGAACGCCACGGCCAGGAUUUUCAGAGAAUACAGAAAGGGUUACGGUGUACCCUCAACAAGACACGUGCAACCUCGCCGAAGUUUGCUUAGUCUGGAGUAUCUAGUCACGUCUCUCUCAAUUUUCGACUGCGGGCGACCGCAUGAUUCGGUAUAUGCUCUCGUCGCUAUUGCACGAGAUGCAGCGCCAUUUCCGCCGACUUCGAUCACCGAGAGAACGAAGGAAGCUCUCAUCGCCGAGGUCUUCUCUAGUGAACUCGAACAAAAACCUUAUCCUCUCGACUACAACCUUCCCUACGCUGAUGUUUGCAAGGACUUCACUCUAUUUUGCAUCCAACGCUGUGCCGAUACCGACCCAGUCCAGGCCUUGGACAUUCUUUGUCGACCUUGGGCGAAAGACUGGCGACCUGGCGAGUUCAUUCCCCAUGAUCCGAAGACUGAUCGUAAGAAAGAAAAGCUCAUCGAACCGCAAGCCAAUAGCCACUCUCUCAACAUAGCUUACUGGGGGGACAAGGCAACGCCGAAAUACCAUGUUGCAUCAACUUCGACUGUACGGAAAUGGUUUCCUACUAUGGAAGAACAAGUCUCUGCCAAACAGAAAGCAGACUCGGCCAAAGUCCAGAGGGAGCCGGACAGGUCGAGACGGCAGGGAAAUAAGAGGCGGAAACUUCACCACGUUUCCGAAGACACAGUUCCAGAGAUUCGAGAACUCGGCUUACCAUCUUGGGUGGCGAGGAUUAAUGGCGCACCAUUCGACAUUUUCCCUCAUCCAGGAAUGGAUAUGGUGAAAAUGGGUCGCAAGAAUGCAGACCCGCUCGUCGGCAUCCCUCAAGACGGACACAGAAACUACAGUGCGGGGCAGUCAAAUGAAGUUGACCUCAAGAGUCUGAAGUUCAGAAGAAGGGCCCGGCUCGGCCACUACAGUCUCUACGUGAAUGGCUUUCGAUUCGAUAGAGUAAAGGAGGUUGCCCAAGUUUCCCAAGCCGGACAGAUUCCGGCUUCAUGGCUCGAUCUGGCUGGCUGGGAAAGUGCUCGAAGGCAAAGGUCGAUUGACGACGACCCCGGAGAUCCUCCCGAUGAGUUUUGGCGAACUCUCGUGGCUGAUCGAGGCCGACACGACCGAAAUCCACCAUACUACUAUGCUCGAGCUUGCAAGGAGACUAUCAUGAAAGGUGGCCUCCGAAGCAAUGCCGUGGAUACAACAGCUCUAAUAUACAACGAGCGUAAUUCUAUCAUCGCCGAGUUUUGCCGGCGAGUCCAAGCCGUCAUCUGGAAUCGAGCUCUAAUCCGAACUGAGAAGGGCAUCCUGGGUCUGGCGUCUGAGAAUGUAAAGAAGGGUGAUUUGAUUUGCAUAAUCUACGGAUGCACAGUCCCGAUCAUCUUGCGGAAAGGAGGUUUAAAGACAGUUAGAGAAAGGGAGAUGGAGAUUGUCGAAGACAGAGUGGAGGCCAUGCAUAGAGUGAUGCGAAGAUGUGAGAAAUUUAGGGCCCGCAAAGCACACUACUUGAGAAAGACAGAAGAGGAGAAACAGCAGAUUGCCAAAGCCUUGGAGCAGCACAAGGAAGAUGCAAUCAACGCAGAGCCAAACCACCACUUUGCAAGUAGGCGGAAAAGCUGGUACAAUAAGCGGAGAGCCCAUAGCGCAGACAGAGGGGAAGAGGAGGAAGUGGAGGAGCGAGGAGAAGAUUACAGUCCCUGCAGUCACGACAAUUCCAGUUCACCUGUGAAUAAGAAGAAAUCAAGGCAAGGGAAGGCAAAUCAGAGAGAUCCAUUCAGGCACUACGAGUUCUUGGGACAGGCUUAUAUUCAUGGAAUGAUGGAUGGCGAGGCUGUGCGGCAGAAGUUCUAUGCGAACAAACCAGACCAUGUUUUUGAAAUCAGGUGAUGGUCUGAGUUCGAGGGAAGUUGCAGCUUCGGGGAAAGACUUAAAGGGCCCCCGAGUAGCUUACCGCAGUGUCGAUAGCCUUGCGCUAGAAUACUUCAGAAAGCCGGACCGUUGAAGUGGCUUAUGAGGUAAAUUCAAUACUUUUGAGAUGCCU